AUGAGAGGCCAGCCGCCCAUCCCAAAGGUCGCAUCCGCCCUGCCCGCUCCGGCCUGCUCGGGUCACUGGGCCACUGGCGAACGCAGCAUGUCACCAAACAAGGUGCCCAAAAAGGCAGGACGGAGGAGAAGUAGACCCACUGUUACCGCUGACGCUUCCGAUAUCUUCGGCCCCGGCGCCGAGGUUGUAGGAAGCAUCCGGGCCGUCUUCGGUCCCCUUAUCUCCGACAUCUUCUCCGUCCCUUUGAUUCUGCCAGAGGUACCGACUUGGUAUGCUUUCAGUAUACCCGUGAACACUAAGUUGGAGGGAGGAGCGCGUAGCCCCGCCACCGUCCUUGGUUUAUGGGAAAACGUAAUGAAGUCCAGCAACCCACGUACUGAAAGUAACCUGGAACAUGGAAACGAGAGUGCCGGUGGAGGUUUGACUUCUCCAGGUUGA
Molecule: messenger RNA, 438 nt
Organism: Colletotrichum lupini
Lineage: Eukaryota; Fungi; Ascomycota; Sordariomycetes; Glomerellales; Glomerellaceae
Exons: 5
Coding region: 1-438 (145 amino acids)
Source: RefSeq, a predicted model, not a curated record